GCACACACAUCCACUUCUUCCCUCCCAGUAAACCUCACUCUCGACUCCCAACUCCUCCCACCUUCUGGGUCUUCUUCUUGCAACCGCCACCACCACCACCACCACCACCACAUUGAGCGAAAUCGUGCGGGAUCGUGCGCAUCUUCGCCUAGGAGAUAUUACUACAAGCACUAAGUCUAUCCGGAGUUGCGUUCUUAGAAACCAUGAGUUCUGGAUUGGACUCGCCCCUCUCUUCGCUUCUGUCCUCACCCCCCGCCAGUGACGAUGAGAUCAGUCCUCCUAGCCCCGUCGCAGCAGCAGUUACCAAAGGAAAAGGAAAGGGGGUAUCGAGAAUGAAGUCUGCUCCUAAGAAGAGUGUGAAGGGAAAGCAGCAGCAAAAGCUACCUUUCGUCCGCAAAGCCUCGACUCCUCCGCGCAAAGUUAGAAAGAAGGAGCCUCCCCAUGUGCCUACACUCGCAGAUUCGCCAGAACUGGCGUUUAUUGUCAUGUUCCGUUCUCGCUUUUCCGACGCGUUCAAAGGCGUUCCCAAUCUGGGUUGUCAAGACAUUGAGCGCGGAAUCGUGGAUUCCACACCAUCCGAGCAGAUCGAGCAACUCCUUUGCAAACUUCUGAGCUUGGUAUUGAAUAGGAAGAAACCGGUUGAGUAAGUUCUUUCUUUCUCCUUUCUCUUUUUUUUUUUUCCUACUUGGCGCUUUUCUCCAUUUAAUUUCUCUUCAGUUAUGUUCAUGCCCUUUAUUUAUUUAUUUAUUUAUUUAUUGGUCCUAUGCAACGGGCGGGUAGCUUGUGCACAGAUCUUCUUUGGAUUGUGGUGAUGGGUUGAAUGGUAGUUUGUUCUAAUUUGUGGGAUUUUUUUUCUUUCAUCACAGGCGUGGCCAUAACCAACGUGCCUUGGAGGAAGCAGCCAACGCACACCGAAAUCAAUGGCCUGCGUCUUGGGAGGGAAAGAGCCCGUUUUCCGGCAACAAGUCUUUUGGUGAUCUGGAUACAGCUCAACGUGUGAGUACCAUUCUUCAGUCUUCGAAUGCUGUUGUUUAUCCAAGAGCGAAACUAAUGAAGCGGUGCGAUAAUAUAGCUGGAGAUUCUUGAGGCAUUGAUUCAUUGGAGUUUGAGUUCCUCGGAGGUCAUUCGCGGUAUCAUCAACGAUUCGUACAAGGGCAGUCGACGCGACGAUGACCUGAACGUACCAUUAUCCGUUCAACCAUGGGGCAGAGAUGCGGACAAGCGCAGAUAUUGGUUGAUUGAAGGAAGAGGUUCGGAAUUGUUCCCAUAUCAUCCCCCCCCGGAUCUGGACUGACACGCGGAGGAACAGACGAUACUCCCUUUCGUCUUUACAGGGAAUCGAAUCCUGCGUUGAAGACCCAUACUUGGAUUUCUGUUGCCGGCACUAUUGAGGAGAUCCAGACAGUCGCUAAGGAGCUUGAGGAAGAGGAUGGUUCUAAACAUGCAUUGGCUUUGAAGGAGAAAAUUACUGGUGCCAUACCUCGCUUUGAGGAAGGCGAGACCGUAUGUAUAAUUCAGGCCUCACGCUGAUAUAAAUGCUAAUAUGUGAUCAACAGAGGCGCAAGAAGCGAGAAUAUCGUGCAUCAAGAAAGGCAUUCUUCAACCAGCCCAGCGGAGUCUCACUUUACGAAGGCCGUACUCGUGGGAAGCGCAUUAGAUACAAUUUCUCCACUGACGAGGAGGGUGGGAAAGAGACAUCUGAACCGGAUGACAAUCGCUCCAGGCGUAGUGCGCGUUCCAACAAAGGAUCUCCUGCCCCACAUCCGCAACCGCAACCCCUGGCUCCAAUAUUCACAGCAUCUGGCAGGCAGAUCCGCAAACCGGUCACCGGUGAUUAUGGCGAAGUAAAAAUCAAUGGUAGCAAUGGAACUGCCACUGGAGGCCGUGGCACUCCCUUCGGGAGCGAAAAUGGGGAUUACAAUAAUCGUGGACUUCCGUUUGUCGGCGUUGUCGUGUACAAGGGUGACGAUAAGGAUGACAAUGAAGGAGACGACGAACGAGAGGAGUCUGAGGACGAGGCUGGCUGGGGAUCUGGACCAGAUGAAGCUGAAGAUAAGGACGCCCCGAGAAGGUCUCUUAAGAUCGUAUUCAAAAUUCCCAAGGCUCCUGGUUCGGCUGAUGAUGCUUCGCUCGCUGCUGGGAACAAUGGUGUUGUGUCUCCAAGCAAAGUUCACCAAAUUGUUCGUGUCGCCGGGGGGGAGCCUACCCCAAUCCAUACUCCAGUUCCUCAAGGAAAUGGCGUCAAAUCCAAUGGAAUACGUAAAAAGGACACCGAAGAUAUCACCAUGAAUGAUAUCGAGCCAAUCAAGGAAGUCAACCCCGCCGUCAAUGGUGCAAAGCCACCUGUCGAUCAGAGAAAGGGCCUUUCGGCCUAACUUGAACCGCUGUCCCUGUUUAUCAUAAGCCCCGCGCCAUAUCUCUACGUUUUUCACUGCUGCAUCUAAGGAUCAGGAGAAAUGGUCGAGGCUUUCGAAAUGCAUGCAUACCAUAAACUGUAUGAUAACUAUUUUUCUUUUUUCUUCCUUUUACCAUGAUCAUAACUAGCUUUUUAAAAAUCGGUAUGGUACGGGGUGGGAUUAAAAUGCUGAUAUGGGUUUCUGUUUUGCUCUUCCUCUGCCUUGCUGCUAGUUUCUACUUUUUCCUGUCGGGCGUAUUACCUUACGGUACGCAUUCCAUUUGAUCUUCGAGCUCCAGUGGGUGGGUGAGUGGGUGGUGUUUUUGAUUACAAGUGUUGGCGGGUAUAAAUUAAGGGGUGUAACGUAUAUGCAAUAUGGUGGAUUAUGGACGAGGCGCGUAUAGUAUAGGAAAGUGGGAGAGAAAAAAAAGGGGGUGAGUUAUGAUACAAGUUAUCGCUACAGGGUUUCUUUUUUUCUUUCUUUUCUUUGUAAGCUGGCGAAUGUAUAGAUAAAGGCGUCUAUCACUAGGAGAGCUCAAGAUUCGGGGGGAAGGAAAGGAAGUGCGUGGAAGGGGGAGGGGGAUCGCAGGAACACCUACGGUACUGUGGCAGAUUAGUUUACAAUACCUAACUUACAGUAAUUUCUUUAUCGAAGUCGGGGGUGCCUUUGCUGUUCCUUGCCUACUGUACCGUACUGAAAAAAUGCAUGGAAUUCUGGAUCUUUUACCGUACUCGAGUUUAAUGAUGUCGGCCAAAACACAUGUGCCCAAAUCACAGUUUCUAGCCAUGAUACUGGUACUCGUAGGUGCGGUAUGGUAUGGUGGGAGACAGACUAAGCCCCAGGCCC
This is a messenger RNA of Tuber aestivum (summer truffle), 3242 nucleotides long. The record is from the annotation of a GenBank genome assembly. NCBI's taxonomy places the organism in Eukaryota, Fungi, Ascomycota, Pezizomycetes, Pezizales, Tuberaceae.